AUGAAUGAUCUUGUCAUCAAUCUCAAAACGAAACCGGACAUUUCGAAACCACAAUGGGACCAACGGACGUAUUAUGGCCGCGUCCGCCACUUCUUCACACUAACCAACCCUCUGACCCUCUUCUCAUCCGAAACUCGUCAGGAAAAAUGUCGAGAAAUUGUGACUAAUUAUCGGAAAGGGAUAAUUAGUGAUCAAUUAACAGUCAACGAGUUAUGGAGAGCUAAAGCCUUGUACGAUGCCACGUAUCAUCCGGAUUCUGGAGAGAAAAUGUUCUUUUUGGGACGGAUGAGUGCUCAGAUGCCCGGCAACAUGUUGAUCAACGGAAUGCUCCUCAGUCUCUACCGUACCUUUCCUGGCGUGGUAUUCUCUCACUGGAUCAAUCAAUCAUUUAACGCUGUCGUCAAUUAUACAAAUCGUAGUGGAAAUGUAAAAACUUCCAAUGAACGACUCCUUCUUUCAUAUCUUUGUGCAACGGGAGGAGCCAUGUCCGCCGCGUUGGCACUUAAUGCGAUGGUUAAGAACAACCAUGGACUAGCUGCUCGUUUAGUCCCAUUCGCGGCCAUUGCUCUGGCCAACGCAAUCAAUAUUCCAAUGAUGAGAAGCAAUGAGAUCACCGAUGGAAUGGAAUUGAAGGAUGAAAACGAUAAUUUGGUUGGAAGAUCUAGAAAAAUGGCAGUUCUAUCAAUUGCUCAAGUUACGAUGAGUCGAAUUGCUAUGGCUAUGCCGUAUAUGGUAAUGACACCAAUUAUCAUGAACCGUAUCACUCGAACUGCCUACUACCGUACCCGCCUGUGGAUGCAAAAAUAUUCAGAAAUUCCGAUUCAAACCGUUUUGGCGGGAAUCGGACUCUAUUUUACGACACCACUUUGCUGUGCACUUUUCCCACAAAAAUCGGCAAUUGAGGUCACGAAACUGGAACCCGCUUCUCAGAAUGAGAUUUUCUCUCGUGCCGAUGCUCCAGAAGUGGUUUUCUACAACAAGGGAUUAUGA
Messenger RNA from Caenorhabditis briggsae, 990 nucleotides. RefSeq names its product Protein CBR-SFXN-1.2 (gene Cbr-sfxn-1.2). The record is from RefSeq and is a predicted model, not a curated record. Gene Ontology annotation, molecular function: monoatomic ion transmembrane transporter activity. NCBI's taxonomy places the organism in Eukaryota, Metazoa, Nematoda, Chromadorea, Rhabditida, Rhabditidae. Gene Ontology annotation, biological process: monoatomic ion transport; serine import into mitochondrion. The transcript has 7 exons. Bases 1 to 990 code for a protein of 329 amino acids. Gene Ontology annotation, cellular component: mitochondrial inner membrane.